This is a messenger RNA of Saccostrea echinata, 4535 nucleotides long. RefSeq names its product disintegrin and metalloproteinase domain-containing protein 10-like. Gene Ontology annotation, biological process: Notch signaling pathway; membrane protein ectodomain proteolysis. Gene Ontology annotation, molecular function: metalloendopeptidase activity. Gene Ontology annotation, cellular component: plasma membrane. The record is from RefSeq and is a predicted model, not a curated record. The transcript is spliced from 18 exons. Bases 56 to 2623 code for a protein of 855 amino acids. Lineage: Eukaryota; Metazoa; Mollusca; Bivalvia; Ostreida; Ostreidae.
UUUAAGUUUGAGGAGAAUCUGCUGUUUUUCCUUCGCUCAGGGAGUGAACUACAGAAUGCGGAUAUUACAGGGUUUUGUGUUUGUCUUUGUCCACCUGGCGCUUAGUUUGGCGGAAUUGAGAUCACUAGACGAUUACAUUAAACAUUAUGAGGAAUUGAGUUACGAUACACAGGAUCUCCACAACAAACAUCUGAGGGCAAAAAGGUCAACACAAAACAAGAAGUUGGAGCUGAAAUUUAAAGCUCACAAUAGAGAUUUCCAUUUAGAUUUGAAGCCGUCCACCUCUGUUUUUACCAAAAACUUUAGAUCCACCCACAACAAUGGGACGGAGGAUCCAGUGGAUCUAUCUAUAAUAUACGAGGGGUCAGUUAGGGGUGAGCCUGGGAGCAGUGUCCAUGGAGCGGUCAUUCUGGGGAUUUUCCGGGGUACGAUUCAUGUUCUGGGUGACACGUUGUACCACAUUGAGCCGGCGUACAGAUUUUACGGCCUUAAUGAGGCACAAAAAUUACCAUACCACUCUGUUAUAUAUAAAGAAGAACACCUUAAUAUAGACCCAUAUAGACACAAACGUGAAGCCGACUCUGAAGCAGCGCAGUGUGCGUUUGAUAAAUAUCGGGACUGGAUGGUCCACCAAACAGAGGCGGAGGUCAACAUACGACAGAAAAGAUCCUAUUUUAGUUAUAAGGAAUCCGUCAGACACAAUAAAUACUCUGCGGAGAGCAAUUCUUACAAUAACCGACAGCGUCGAGCCACAGCCAGCUGUAGUAUCGGGUCCCAGAACACCUGUAUCCUCUAUAUGAGGUCAGACCCAAUCCUGUUCAACAAAUUCAAAUCAGACCUGAAUGGUAAUGAGAUCGCAGCCAGAGAUGAAAUUCUCUCCUUCUUUGCCAGUCAUGUUGCUGCUAUCAAUGAUAUUUAUGGUCGAACAAAAUUCUCCCCCCUCAAUGGACAGUCACCGUGUUUUCAGGGCGUCCAGUUCCAGAUUCAGCGAACCACGAUUAUGACAGAUGAGACAGAAAAGUGUGGAAAUGUUCUUGAGAAGACAGCAUUCUGUCAACCCAACAUUGACGUGAGUAACUUCCUGAACCUGAACUCCCUGACCAAUCACGACGCAUUUUGUCUGGCGUAUAUCUUCACGUAUCGGGACUUUUCACAUGGUACACUGGGCCUGGCCUGGGUUGGGUCCCCCUCAGCAUCAGCAGGGGGCAUAUGUGAGAAAUACAAAUCUUACACGGAGGGGAACCAGCAAAUCCAGAAAAGUCUGAACACUGGAAUCGUCACCAUCAUCAACUACAACAAACGCGUGGCUCCCCGGGUAUCACAGCUAACCUUCGCACAUGAAGUGGGGCAUAACUUUGGUUCUCCACACGAUGAUGGUCAGUAUUGUGCCCCUUAUGGCACAUCCCAGCCCACGUCUAGUCAGGGAAAUUACAUCAUGUUUGCAAGCGCCACACAAGGAAACCUUGGCAAUAACGACGACUUCUCCCCGUGUAGCCGUGACAACAUCACCUAUGUCCUUGAUGCUGUCAUGAACCAGAGAAGUGGCAAGGUCAACUGCUUUACACAGUCCAACAUGGCGUUCUGUGGUAAUGGAAUCGUUGAGGAGGGGGAGGAGUGUGAUUGUGGGUAUGAUACAGACUGUACAGAUAAAUGCUGUAAUCCACGACGGACAGGAAACUCCAACGCUGACGCAUGUACCCUCAAAAUCAACCCCAACAACAAUCAGAAAUAUGUCUGCAGUCCAUCACAGGGUCCUUGUUGUAGUUCUGAGUGCGCCUUUACAUCUGGAGGGGAGUGUCGAGCCAAGACAGAUUGUAUGAGGGCUCAACAAUGCGAUGGGACUAAUGCAACAUGUCCAGAGUCUGUGAGGGAGCCAGAACUCACUCUGUGUAAUGACUUCUCACAAGUGUGUGUUCAAGGGUUUUGUUCUGGGUCCCUAUGUCUAAGAAUUAACAGUACAAAUGGAAAAACAAGAGAGUGGGAGGAAUGCUUCAUUACAAAGGAGGGGGACCUGACUGUAACACAGAAAGAGGAACUCUGUUACCUAGCUUGUAGAAAAACAAAUACCACAUCAGCAUCAACUUGUUUUGCAUCCAAUCAGAAUUUAGAUCCAGCUCCAGAAUUUAAGGCUCUGUUGGAUGAAGUGAACAGUAAAAAAGGGUCAUCCGGAGGAGUGAAACUACCAGCAGGUUCCCCCUGUAAUAAUUACCAGGGCUACUGUGAUGUAUUUUCUCGUUGUCGAGGGGUUGACAAUGAGGGGCCACUACAAAGGCUAAAAAAUCUUAUAUUUAGUGAAGAGACACUCACCAAUAUCAAAAACUGGAUAAUUGAAUACUGGUGGGCUGUGAUGUUGAUGGCCAUUGGUCUUAUUUUGUUCAUGGGUCUUUUCAUUAAAUUCUGUGCCAUACAUACACCAAGCUCCAAUCCUAACGCAAAACCAGCUGUAAAACUGACCGACACGCUCCGCCGGAGACGGCGACAACCAGAUCAACAGUAUAGAGCCCAGGGCCCUUCAGGACCCCCACCACCAUACUCAGCUCAUGGAGGCCCCCCACAGGGGCAUCGGAAAGGGGGAGGGGCCAAAGGAGGCAGAUACAAUAAUUUAGAAAUGCGGAAGGUUUGAACAAAGUGUGAGAUUAAGUGAAGUUUUAUUUAGUCAUGUUCUUUUAUUUGAUACAUAGCUAUACUUGACUUUUUGAUUGAUUGAUUCCAUUUUUUAUGUAUUUACUCAAUGUGUACAUGUAUGUAUCUUCUACAGAAAUUAAUUUAAUGUGUAUGUCAUGUAUAUUUAUGUAAUAUAAAAGUUUAUAAAAGUAUUUGUACAUUGAUACGAUGUGAAAGGAUUAUAAACAAGCUACUUAGAUCUGAUAUUUGUCAUUUAAAUGCUACAAAACAUUAAGAGCCUUAUCUUUAGGUGUCCCCUGUAGUUGCAGAACUGGAAUAUUGAACAACUCGCUUAUUUACAAGGACAACAUCUCAGAUCUGCUCAAAAAUCAUGAUUAAACUGAAGACAUGCUUUACUUAAUUUGAUGGUUUAUCAUUGAUUAUGCUGUAUUCGUUCUCAUUUCUUUUUUUGUAGGCUGAAAACCUAGUUAUCUUUUAUUUAAUAUAAAUAUUUCUUAUGUUCCUAAACUGUAUAAUGUUGACUGAAUAUAUGUAAUUUUAUUAUCAUGUUACAAACAUUGUAAACUUAACACAAGUACCAGUUCUAGUACCAUUUAUAUACUUUGUUUAUUUAUAAAACAUAUCUGCUGUUUUGCAUUAUAACAGAAUUUAGACUUUGACAUUGUAAGUUUUCAUGUAAUGUUUUUGUUUUUUUCUGGUAAAAAUGAUAUCUGUAACAAUGUGAGUCUUUAAUCAUUUAUAUUUCAUUAUUAUAAACAAACAUUAUUGUAUUCAAAAAAUUUUGCAUUACCUUAUAAUAAUGUUUUUUACGCAAAUGUCUUUGUUACCAUGGUUACCGGUAGACUAGUUCGGUUGUAGAGAGCAUGAUAGUUGUGUUGUUAUAAUGAAUUAUGUUAAUAUAUUCCAGCUUUUCAUCAAAAAAAUUGUAUUAUAAUGAUUCUAGAAUUAAAAAAAAGCGUUUAAAGAAAACCAUUUCAGCAAAAUUAAGCUGCAUUUGUCUAUAGUGAAAUAGAAUUUUGUUUUCAUUGACAUCCAAGUCCAAAAACUACCGCUUGUUGAGAGAUUCAUGAGCCAUUUUCAUACUAAGACACAAUUGUUUAUCAUGUUCUGUCAGUUAUUAAUGUAUUACCAAUGUAUUUAUUAUGUAUAUAUGCAGAGCAUUUGUUAUCAUUUGUAUUUAUUGUUUAUCAUCAUUACAAUUGUGUAUUUUUUACCUACAGUGAAUGACUUUAAAUUUCAGUCCCCACAAACCCUCACUACUUCAUUACUUUAUUAGUUUUGUUUAAUGUAUGUGUAUCCUUUAAAAUGCAAUUUGUUCUGGUGCAUAUGUCCUUAAAUUUGUUUUUACUCCUACUGUUAUAACAUGGUGACCAUUAGUUUAUGAAAUGUGAAUCUUAAUUCAGAUUUUAAAUGUUUUCUUAGAUAAGUCAUUGUAAUAGCUGACACAUAAUCUGAUGCUUGCUAUUAUGGUUUAGAUGUGUAUUUAUUUUCAUAAUGAGGUUCAUACAAAGAAAAAAAAACAAGAGAAAUAUUCUGUCGUAACACCAACAUUCUCAUUCUAUAGAUUUACAAGUUGAAUCUCACUCAAGAUUAUUUUGUCACUUUAUCUUUGAAUGGGGGAAUAUUAUGUUGAAAUCUGUGUUCUUUAUAACUUUUUUUAUAACAUUUUUUACGAGUUUGAUGCUGAAUUUUAAUCAGUUUGAAGUAGUUCAUAAGACUACAUCAUUUCCUGAAGUACAGAAAUAUCGUAGAUUCAAAAAGGUGAAAAGUUGAUACAGCACACAUAUGUAACAUCGUCUGAAUUCAUUCAAAAAGAACAAGCAAGUCCUUAACUUAACAGUAAAAUCUUCAGAAGUUUUGCUGUCAGUCAUUGGUCUUAUUUUUACAUCAAUAAAUUUAUACAUAUUAUA